This is a messenger RNA of Phymastichus coffea, 1944 nucleotides long. Its product is annotated as pre-mRNA-processing factor 17. The record is from RefSeq and is a predicted model, not a curated record. Gene Ontology annotation, biological process: mRNA splicing, via spliceosome. NCBI's taxonomy places the organism in Eukaryota, Metazoa, Arthropoda, Insecta, Hymenoptera, Eulophidae. Gene Ontology annotation, molecular function: protein binding; mRNA binding. Bases 186 to 1895 code for a protein of 569 amino acids. Gene Ontology annotation, cellular component: catalytic step 2 spliceosome. The transcript has 8 exons.
GCAUGGUAGUAGGUUAUGUUAUCGUCCCACGGAGGAUCAUCAACAAAUCGAGUAAUUAAUUUGUUUGUAGCGUGAUUCCAUUUCUUUAUUAUAAAAACUUAGAAAGUCAUCCGAAUGACUAUUGACACGUAGAAUCUAAUAUUUAUGGUUUUCACUUAUACUUUGAAAGAUUUUAGACUAGUAAAAUGGAUAUAUUGAAAGGUUACGGUAGUGAUGACAACAGUGAUAGUGGAGUCAACAAUGAUGAUACUUCCAAUGACGCACCUGCUCCAAUUCCAAUACAGUUGCCAUCUACUUUGUCUAUGCAAAUAUGUGCAGCUCCAGAAGUUGUACCAUCUGGAGCAGAAUUAUGCAUACAACACAUAGAUUCUACCACAAAAGAAUUAUCAUUCAACCCAAAGUUCGAGGAACUUUUUGCUCCUGAAGUUGGUCCUGAAAAUCCAUUCAAGACCCAGCAAGAAAGAGCUCCCAAAAACAUGUUAUCCGGCUAUGUUGAAAAGGCUCAUAUUAGCGAGUUCCAGUUUGAAAACCAAAGAAGAACAUUUACAAGUUUUGGUUACGCAUUAGAUCCCACAGUAGAUGGAAGUGCAGAAGAAGGAAAAUUAUUAGUUGGAGCUGUUGAAACUGCUGAAGAAAAGGGUGCUAAGACCGUCUUUGAACACACUCCUGUUCGACCUUUAGAUAAAAGAAAAAGAAAGAAAAAUGACAAUCCUGAAGAUAUAACAGGAUUUUUAGGUCCUUGGGGUGGCUUUAUUGAUGAAAAACGUAUCAUUAAACCAACUGAAGAGGAGGCAGCAGAAUUGGAAGAAAUUUUGGCCAAGAGAAAUAAGAGAGGAAAGCAAAUAGAUGAUAAACCAAUUGAAGAGAAGACAGUCUUGCAUAUUAAAGACAGUGUUGAUUACCAAGGAAGGUCAUUCUUACAUGCACCACAAGAUGUUGGUGUUAAUUUGAGAUCUGAUACUCCUCCCGACAGAUGUUUCCUUCCAAAAGCACAUAUACAUACAUGGGAGGGUCAUACAAAAGGAAUUUCACAAAUCAGAUGGUUUCCAGUUACUGCUCAUCUUUUGUUGUCGUGUAGUAUGGAUCAUAGAGUAAAGCUUUGGGAAGUUUACAAGGACAGGAGGUGUGUUAGGACAUAUUAUGGCCAUCGACAAGCUGUGCGAGAUAUCAGUUUCGAUAAUGACGGGAAAAGAUUUCUAUCUGCUGCUUAUGACCGAUAUGUCAAAUUAUGGGAUACUGAAACUGGACAAUGUCUGAGUCGAUUUACGAGUCGCAAAGUACCCUAUUGUGCUAAAUUCAACCCAGAUCCAGACAAGCAACAUCUCUUUGUCGCUGGUACAAGUGAUAAAAAAAUUAUUUGUUGGGAUAUCAGGAGUGGAGAAAUUAUACAAGAGUAUGAUAGACAUUUAGGUGCUGUCAAUACAAUCACUUUUGUUGACGAAAAUCGAAGAUUUGUCACAACAUCUGAUGACAAAAGUUUACGAGUUUGGGAAUGGGACAUACCUGUUGACAUGAAAUACAUAGCUGAUCCAACAAUGCACUCGAUGCCUGCUGUAACUCUCUCACCCAAUCAAAAGUGGCUUGCUUGUCAAAGUAUGGAUAACAAAGUUGUUAUAUUCUCAGCAUUGAAUAGGUUUAAAAUGAACAGAAAGAAGACAUUCAGUGGACAUUUGGUUGCUGGGUAUGCAUGUGGUUUGGACUUUUCACCUGACAUGAGUUACUUGGUCUCUGGUGACGCAGAUGGUAAAUGUUUUAUUUGGGAUUGGAAAACGACAAAGCUUUUCAAAAAAUGGAAAGCACAUGAUGGCGUUUGCAUUAGCGCGUUAUGGCAUCCACACGAACCAUCUAGAUUGGCUACUGCUGGGUGGGAUGGCAAAAUUAAAUAUUUUGAUUAAGGUACUGUGUAUAUAGCAAUAAUAAAAGUAUUUUUAUUUAUGUAAAAAA